Molecule: messenger RNA, 706 nt
Organism: Armigeres subalbatus
Lineage: Eukaryota; Metazoa; Arthropoda; Insecta; Diptera; Culicidae
Product: zinc finger protein 468-like
Exons: 2
Coding region: 49-480 (143 amino acids)
Biological process (GO): regulation of transcription by RNA polymerase II
Cellular component (GO): chromosome
Molecular function (GO): chromatin insulator sequence binding
Source: RefSeq, a predicted model, not a curated record
CAUUUGAACGUAAACGCUAACAAGGAAAACACGGACACGAAGGAACAGAUGGAAAGCAGCACACGAAAAAGAAAGAGCAAAUUUUUCCCCGAGGGAAAACCAUGUCCGGAUUGUGGUAAAAUUUUCAAAACUCAUGCCCGGUAUUAUCACCAUCGGCGAAAUCACAACGAACAGCUUCAGGGAUUUGGUUGCCAGAUUUGCGAGAAGAUUUUUACUAGGCGAGACGGAUUGCGCAGGCACCUGGAUCAUGUGCAUGGUGGAAAAAUGAAGCCCAAAUGCAUUCCAUGUGAUGAGAUUUUUGCCAACAAGAGUCUGCUGAAGAAGCAUCAGGACGAUGUGCAUAACGACGGAGACAUUAAGCCCAUCGAUAUUGAUAGUUUUGGGCCAAUAGACGCAAAUGUUGCGGUAACAACGGAUACAAAAGGUGCACUAACUGAAGAGUUAGCGGCAAAUGAUAUUAAAUCUGAAAAUACAAAUUAGCGAACUGAUCGAUCGUUGCAGGCAGGUUUGAAGUUUUUUUUAUUAAUAUUCUCAUUGAGUCAUAAUUUUGUAAGAUACCUACAACGAGAUUCUGUUUUAAAAUAAUUUUCUUUUGCUAACAAUUUUGUUGCCGUCAAUUCAUGACAAAAUCGAUUAUUCAAAAUAAUAGUAAAAUAUAAUAAAACUCGAGAAUGCAAUGCAUAAAACGAGAAAGCUGUGCAUUUUA